Messenger RNA from Geosmithia morbida, 1809 nucleotides. Its product is annotated as High affinity methionine permease. Gene Ontology annotation, biological process: amino acid transmembrane transport. Gene Ontology annotation, cellular component: membrane. The annotation marks the transcript as partial. The transcript has 8 exons. Lineage: Eukaryota; Fungi; Ascomycota; Sordariomycetes; Hypocreales; Bionectriaceae. Gene Ontology annotation, molecular function: L-amino acid transmembrane transporter activity. The record is from RefSeq and is a predicted model, not a curated record.
AUGUCUUUUCGGCGACCGUUUGGUGAUCGCAAUGGCGACUCCGGCAACGUUAUCAACAAAGGCCAACAUGGCAGCGUCUCUGAUGGCCAUGAGCUGUAUGUGGGCACCAAGGGUGGUAACGAUGCGCCACCUACGUACCAGGAUAUAUCCGGCGCGCCAAUCGAGAGAGAGUCCCCGUUAGGAUACUCUGUCGGCCCAGCUACCAUCACACUACUGAAUGUAACCAUGAUGAUUGGUGCUGGCAUCUACUCUACACCCUCGUCUAUCUUGUCCGGCACCGGUUCUGUCGGUGUCAGCCUCAUCUACUGGACCCUCGGUUACUUUAUCUGUCUCACAUCCGGCUCCGUCUUUCUCGAGUUCACCGCGUACUUCCCCAGUCGUUCGGGCGGAGAAGUCGUCUUCCUCGAACAGGCCUACCCCCGGCCCAGGUGGCUGUUCCCAACCACGUUUGCUGUCCAGAACGUGAUUCUUUCUUUUGGGAGUGCAAAUGCUACGGGUGGGCGACCGCAACAUCUCAGUCUCGCAGUUCACACCCCCGAUAUGAUGCGUGUCUCUGACGACGUUUUAGGCCUCGUGUUCAAUACCAAGUAUGCGUACUGGUUCUCCAACGCUGUCGGGAUCGUCAAGAUCUGCACCAUCAUCUUCAUCAUCCUCACCGGCUUCGUCGUUCUGGGCGGCAACACCAGGGUCAAGAGCCCUACAGCCAACUUCCACGAUGCGUGGUCCGGAAGCUCCAACGCUUCGGCCUACGGCAUGACCACCGCUCUGUACCGGAUCAUCUUCUCGUACGGAGGAUACAACAAUGCCUUCAACGUUGUCAACGAGGUCAAGAACCCCGUGAAAUCGCUCAAGAUCUACGCCACGGCUGCCCUGACCAUUGUCUACGUGCUAAAACUUGACGCUAAUGGCCCUUGUCUUACGAUAACAGUCCCUAAAGAUGAACUCCAAAACUCGAGCCUCACGACCGCCAGUCUGUUCUUCUCAAAGGUUUUCGGAGAGAGCGGGGCGGUCCGCGGUCUCAACUUUCUCAUCGCACUGUCGUCCUUUGGUAACAUGAUCGCCGUCAUCGUCGGUAUAUCUAGACGAAUCAGAGAGACCGGGAGGCAGGGUGUGCUUCCCUUCAGCACCUUCUGGGUUUCUACAAAGCCCUUUGGAACUCCGAUCGGUCCAUACUUUGUCAUCUGGUUCUUGACCUGUCUUAUGAUUGUUGCCAUACCUGCCGGCGAUGCUUUCACUUUCGCGUACACCCACCCAGUCAACGACCUUUCCGUCUUCCCGACCGCCGUAUUCAACCUAGCAAUGGCGCUCGGCAUUUACAUCGUCCGCUGGCGACGUAGAAAGGCGAACCUCCCCGAGCCGGACUUCAAAGCGUGGAACGUUGCCAUCAUCUUCAACAUCUGCAUUCAGCUCUACCUUGUCAUCAUGCCUUGGUAUCCGCCGGCUGGUGGCCAGUACGCAGGCGACGUCAGCUUCUGGUACGCCACGUAUGUCGUGACGGGUAUCGGAAUCCUGGCAGCCUGUGGCAUCUACUACUGGGUAUGGGCUUUCGUCCUUCCGAAGUGGAAGGGCUACAAGCUACGGCAAGAGGUCGUCUACUUGGACGACGGAGCUCAGGCCAAUGUGCUCAGAAAGAUUCCCAAGGACGAGGUAGACGAGUGGGACUCUACACACGAUGCUACGGGGCGUCCCAUUCAGACAGCCGGCGAGGAGGUUCAGGUAUAUGAAAAGGGCGUCAGGAUCUCUUCCGAGGGCAAUACCUCUGAUGGAAAAGGUCAUGAACUCAGCGGUGACCGCGAGACCACCGAUGUC